This is a messenger RNA of Harpia harpyja (harpy eagle), 2543 nucleotides long. RefSeq names its product maestro heat-like repeat-containing protein family member 2B. Gene Ontology annotation, cellular component: cytoplasm. NCBI's taxonomy places the organism in Eukaryota, Metazoa, Chordata, Aves, Accipitriformes, Accipitridae. The record is from RefSeq and is a predicted model, not a curated record. Bases 84 to 2543 code for a protein of 819 amino acids. The transcript has 21 exons.
UUCUGGGCUUGGGGGGGUCCCCAGGGUGCUGCUGCGUCCCCAGCACAUGUCCCCAUGUCGCAGGAGACCUCUGUGAGGUCACAAUGGUUGGGCUCUACAUCUUCCUCCUGGGGCUGGUGCUGCCCCAGUUUCUCAUGGCUUUUGCCUGGAGGAGCAGCGUGUCGAUCCGGGGGAUCCUGCUGCCCAUGCGGAGGAUGAGAGCGCUCACAGCUCUCUGCCCAUGCGUGCGUUCCCAGUCCAGACCUGCGCGUUCUGAGGACAGAGGCGGGGUGACGGGGACUGUCCCUGCGGCCGUCACUACCUUUGUGGCCGUCGGGACUUCUCUGCUAAAGCGACUGCAAGACCAUGAGGGUGACCGAGUGGAGACGUACCGGGAGCUGGAGAGCGUCUUGUGGGGAGACGACGGCUGUUUGACGAGUGGCGUUGUGAACCGCCUGAUAGCAGAGGCGUUGAGUGACAUGCGAGCGGCCCAGGGUGUGACAGGUGACGUGAAGAUGGCCGCGAGUGACGUCCUGGUAGCUCUGGCCCGCUCCCACUUCCACUUUGUCAUGUCGGAGCUCCAGAGCCACCUGAAGGCCAUGAGGAAGGUCCCUGAUGAGAUUGUGCUCCUCACCUUGGGCAAAAUGGCCCGCAGAUAUGCCCUGCGGUGCAUCCCCUUUGUGGGAAUGACGCUGCUCGCCCUGCGCACCGUGCUGACCCAGGUGGGGAGCGGCGAGGUCCUGCAUGCCGUCUGCAGUGUUCUGGAGCAAUGGUCGAAAGGAGUCCAUACAUACUUGUGCAGCUGGGAGCAAUGCCCCUUCCCUCGCAAGGGGGUGGCACAGUUCUGUGAAGCCAUUUACCCGGUCUUCCGCUAUGUGGUGGCAAAUUGGCUGGACUGCAAGGAGGAAGAGGACAAGCAGGCUGUCCUCGGGGCAGUGGCUGCCAUGCUGGGGGUCCUUCUGCAUGAGGAGCAGCACCGAGACCAUACCUGGGAGCAGCUCCUCUGGCUCCUGCAGCAAUACAAGGAGGUCCGAGACACCUCCCGGGUCACCAAGAGCCUCAGCUAUGUCCUGGAGAUACUGGUGGGAGUUCAGACCCCAAUCCCGCAGAGCACGGCUCUUGCCAUCAGCACCGCUGUGCACCGCCAGCUCUCUGAUGUGACCGAGGAGCCUGGCCUGGCCCAGAAGGCAGUGCUGUCCCGCUGCAUCAUGCUGCAGGCACAAAUGCGCCCCGAGGAGACAGGCAUGUUUCUGCACUCCCAGCUGAGCGGUGGGAGUGAGGCCGGUCGCGUGGCAGCCCUGGGCCUGCUGGGAGUGCUGGCCCACUCUGACGGACGUGCGGCGAGAGGGAAGCUGCCCCAGGUGGUGGAGGCCAUGUGCUCGUUGUGCAGUGACCCCAGUGCCCAGGUGCGGAGGGCAGUUCUGGAGUUCAGCAGGGAGCUGCUCAGCUCCGGAUCCCAGAGCUGCUGGCCAUGGGAUGUGGUGGGGCACAUCUUCAGCGAGUUCAGCCGGACCUCGGGCAGACUGGUGGCAGGAGGCCUUUUUGCCUGGGAAAACCCAGAGGAUAAAGCAAUUCGAGCCCUGUGCAUGGACAUCCUGGGCUCCCUGGACGUCACUCUGAGAGGGAUGACCAAACUCCUGUGGCCGAGGCUGCUGCAGUACGUGGUGCCAGCCCAGUACAGCGGCAUGCUGAUCCCGCUCUCCCGCUGUCUCCGAGCCCUGGUUGAGAGACGGGAGAGAGCGGGGUGCGAGGAGGAGGAGGAGGAGCCGGAUGCCAUGGACUCCCAGGAGCAAGCCCGGCUGCCGGCUCCCCAGGCCCUGCUGGCUCGACUGCUGGUGGUGGCGGCAGCUCCUUACCCGAGCCGCGAACGCGCAGUCGCUGCCUUGCAGCUGCUGCAGGCCCUCCACGGCAGGAUCCACAGAGGCUUGGGGGUGGCGUGGGCGACCGAGAUCCCCCUCCUGCUGCAGUACCUGGAAGGCAGAACUGAGAGCUCCCUGGCCUCUGCAGAGUGGGAGCGCCGUGUGCUUAAGUUUCUGCGAGCGUCGCUGGAGCCCGUCGAGGACGAGGCCUGGACCGUAGGCCUGAGCCAGGAGCUGAGCCAGCGGCUGGGCAGCUCUGCUGCCGGCUCCUGGGAGAAGCUUUUCCUGUACAAGGCUCUUGGGACGGUGCUGGCAGCUUGUCAGGACCUCAGACACGUCCAAGGGCAGGUGCUGAGGUUCCUGCGGGACACAAACCCUGUGGAGCUGUCUGAGGCCAAGGGAAUGAUUUCUGUUGUGUCCCACGCUGCCGAGAGCCACUUCCACCUGGUCCUGGGCACGGUGACUAUGUUCUCUGCCACUUUCACCAGAGACUGGUCCUACCAGGCUUCCACGGGCUGGAAGGUACAGCGGCGGCAGAAGAUGGAGAGAACCCAGACCAUUCGUGCUGCUCUCAUGCGCACCUACGGCGGCAUUGCACUGCACGCCCCCAAGGAGCAGCUGCUCACCUGUGUGGAUAAAGACAUCAUGGGCAACAUCCUGAGGCUGUCCAGAGAUAAACAGAGGGUAGGAGCACAGGGCGCGUAG